This is a messenger RNA of Falco peregrinus (peregrine falcon), 4164 nucleotides long. RefSeq names its product WD repeat domain 6 (gene WDR6). The record is from RefSeq and is a predicted model, not a curated record. The coding region runs from base 33 to 3344 and encodes 1103 amino acids. Lineage: Eukaryota; Metazoa; Chordata; Aves; Falconiformes; Falconidae. Gene Ontology annotation, cellular component: cytoplasm. Gene Ontology annotation, molecular function: protein binding. Gene Ontology annotation, biological process: tRNA methylation. The transcript is spliced from 6 exons.
GCGGCGGGCCGGGUGGCGGCGGCGGCGGCAAGAUGGAGUCGGUGGCGCUGGUGGCGCCGGUGACGGCGCUGGAGUUCGCGGGGGACGUGCUGCUGGCGGGCACGGGCCCGGAGGUGGUGGCGUUCCGGUUGAGCGGCGGCGGGCCGGCGGCGGCGGCGGGCCGGCGGAGCGUGCUGCGUGAGGCCAGCGUGCUGGGGCUGCGGGCCGAGCGCGGCCCCGGGGCGGCGAGGCGGGUGGCGGCCUUCGGCGGGCGCUGGCUGGCGGUACUGGCGGUGCGGGCCGGCGGACCGGGCGGCGGGGCGCAGCUGGCGGCGUGCGGCGGCGGCGCGGCGCGGGAACUGGGGGCGCGCGUGUGGGAGGCGCGCUGGGCGGCGGGCGGGCGGCUGGCGCUGGCGCUGAGCGGCGGGGCCGUGGCGCUCUACGAGUGGCGGGGCGGCGGGCGCUGGCUGCAGCGGGCGAGUUGCGGCGGGGCCGGGGCGCUGCGCUGCGCCGUGCUGGCGGGGACGGGCUGGGCGCGGCUGGCGCUGGCGGCCGGCACGGCGGCGGGGACCGUGGUGGUGUGGCGGGCGGCGGCGGCGGCGGCCCCGCGGCAGCGGCUGCGCGGGCACCGGGGCGCGGUGCUGGCGCUGUGCUACGCGGCGCCGCGGGGGCUGCUGGCCUCCGCCUCCGAGGACCGCAGCGUGCGGCUCUGGGCCGUGGGCGAGCUGGGCGACGGGGACGGGGCGGGCGGCGGGGCGGGCGCCUGCCUGCUGGUGUGCUACGGGCACGGGGCGCGGGUGGCCGCCGUGGCGCUGCGGGGGCCGCACCCGGUGAGCGCGGGGGAGGACGGCGCCUGCCUGGAGUGGGACGGCGGCGGCGGCGUGCGGCGGGCGCGGCGCGGGCACCGGGGGGCCCUGCGCGCCCUGGCCCUGCUGCCCGCCGGCGGCCGCCUGGCCACGGGCGGCGACGACGGCGGCGUGCGGCUGUGGCGGCCCCGGCGUGCGGCGCCGGGCGCGAUCCCGCUGGGGGCCCCGGGGCGGCCGCGGGCCGUGCUGCUGGCGGGGCCGCGGCGGGUGCUGGCGCUGGGCGAGGCGGGCGAGCUGGCGGCCUACGAGGCGGCGGCGGGGCGCUGGGCGCCGGUGCUGCCCCCCGCCGCCGCCGCCGGGCCCCGCGGGGUGCUGGCGGCCGCCCCGCUGCCCGGCGGGGACGAGGCGCUCUGCGCCCUGGCCGGCGGCGACGGUCGCCUCCUCCUGUUCGCCCUGAGCCGCCCCGGGGCGGCCGCUCGGCUGCGGCCGUUCGAGGGAGCCGUGCGGGGGCUGGGCUGGGCCCCCCGGCCCGGGCUGCCCCCCGCCGCCGCCGCGCUCCUGGCCUCCGGGCCCGACGGGGAGCUGCUGUGGCUGGACGUCGCGCACCGGCCCGGGCGGGCGCCCGGCGUGCGGCUGAUGGGGCGGUACCUGCUGCCCGCCUGCCGGCAGCGCUGGCACACCUGCGCCACCUUCCUGCCCCGGGCAGGGCUCCUGCUCUGCGGGGACCGCCGUGGCUCCCUCCUCCUUUUCCCCUGCAGCAGCUGCUCGGGCCGGGCUGCGGAAAGCGCUGGCAUCACCUGCAGUGGCACCAACCCAAGCGGCGAGGGCUCCAGCAGUGAGUCGGAGACCUCUCGCUUGGUGCACAAAGGGGCUCUUCCCCUUGAGGCCCCGGUGUCCGUGCUCUUCGGGCUCCAUGGGAAGACAGGGGUUACCUCGGUGACCUGCCACGGGGAAUACAUCUACAGCACCGGCCGGGAUGGCGUCUACCGCCAGCUCCGCCUGCGGGACCAGCAACUGGAGGUUCUGCGGAAGCACAGGCCCUGCAAAGGGCUGCAGUGGAUCGAGGAGCUGCGCUUCACCCCGGACGGGGACCUGCUCGUGAUGGGCUUUCACGCUGACAACUUCGUGGUGUGGAGCAGCAGGACUGGCGAGAAUCUCCAAUGCAUCCCCUGCGGUGGGGGGCAUCGCUCCUGGAGCUACUACAGCAGCCCCUUGGCCGAGGCCUUCGCCUUCAUCAAGUGUGGGGACGUGAUGCUGUACCACCGCGACGCCGAGCCCUGUGAGCAGCAGGUGCUCCUGGCCUCCCUGCACGGGCGGGAGAUCACCUGUGUGCGGCGUCUGGGGGCGGUGGAGGUGCCUGGCCAUGCCACCCUUAACAUCUUCGUCACCGGCAGUGAGGACACCAUGGCCUGCAUCCUGGUGCUCAGCGAGUACUCCCGGGCGGCCGUGCCCCUUGCCCGGCUCAGUGAUCAUGUUUCCAGUGUGAGGGCUCUAGCGCUGGCCAGUUCCGUGGGACCUGGGGACAAAGGCUUCGGGGAUGAGGGCUUGUCUGUCCUGCUCUUCUCUGCGGGUGGCCGGGCACAGAUCGAGUGCUACCGGCUGCUGUGUGCCAGGGACCCAGCCUCCGAGAGCGCCGUGGCCUGCCAGGUCAUCCAUGUGGGCUCCCACCGCCUGGACGAGCACUGGGAGCGGAAGAAGAACAGGCACAAGCUCAUCAAGAUGGACCCAGAGACAAGGUACAUGUCCCUCUCGGUCAUUCCUGGGACCAGCACCAAGCAGCUGCCCAUGCCCUGGAAGUUCCUGGCUGCUGCCUGCAGCGACGGAUCAGUCCGGGUCUUUGGGCUGCUGGAGGCUGCUCGGAAGCUGGUGCUGGUGGCAGAGUCGUUUCACCACCAGCGCUGUGUGCUGAAGGUGGAAGCAUUUCUGUACACGCGGGCAGGAGGGGAGAGGAGGCACCUCCUGUGCAGUGCAGCCACCGAUGGCAGCAUCGCCUUCUGGGACAUCACCAGCCCCAUCGCGGAGGCGGCGGCCACCCUGCAGCAAGCAGAGGGAGAGAUGCAGCCCCUGGCCCUGGGCACACCGCUGCUCACCAUCAUGGCCCACAGCUGCGGUGUGAACAGCCUUCACAUCCGCGAGAUGCCGGAGGGACGUUACCUGGUGGCCAGCGGCAGCGACGAUGGCUCCAUUCACGUCUGCCUGCUGGAGGUGGCCCUGGGCGGGGGAGAGGCCGCAGGGGGGACCUGCUUGCACGUCCUGGAACGGGUGGCCCGGCCCUGUGCCCACGCUGCCCACGUGACAGGGAUCCGGGUGCUGCGGCCAGACCUGCUGCUCUCUGCCUCCGUGGACCAGCGCCUGACGCUGUGGCACCGGCACCCGGGCGGGCUGGAUGAGCUCAGCACCACCUUCUUCCACGUGCCUGACCUGGCCGAGCUGGACUGCUGGGAGGUGAGGGAGGCUGGGGGGCAGCUGCGGUACUACUGCGUGCUCUGCGGGCAGGGCCUGGAGAUGCUGUGUGGCAUGGCCCCCCCCGAGCCCCCUCCACCAGAGGCUCCCCAGUAAUGGGACAGGUGAGCAGCACACACCCUGCGGUUGUGCUCUGCCCGUCACCGCAGCCCCUGUGAUGUGGUCACACAGUCUGCAUGGCGAUGUGGCCCCUCUCGAGGGGACAGGCGUGCUCGGCUCCCUCGCAGACAACACAGCCACAUCUGGGGUGCUCAAGGCCGGUGCUCUCAAGGGAGAAGGCAGAUGUGACCCCUCGUGGACAAGCCUGCUGCUCCCCAGGCAAUAGAGUGGUCAUCAGCCCACCCUGCCCCGGAGAAGCUCCUCCUCCCCAAGGUGCGAGGGACCCACAUCCGGGCUGUCCAGCCCUGGUCCCAGAGAGCAACCUGCUCAGGAGGGUGCUGAGCACCAGGGCCCAGCUCUGGAAGCUUGAGGGCCGCGGGUGGCCAAGACUAGUCAGGCGCUGGUCUGGCACACAGCAGGCUGCAGCCUUCUGCUCCCCGCAACACGGCCCCGUGCGAUGGCCCGGGCCCCGCGGUGCUGGGGACUCUGCAGAAAUGAGUGGAGCUCACCAGGAGCACAGAUCCGCUGCAGCAGCAGCCUGCAGGACGAGGCGGGCUGUGCCAGCCUGGGCUUGGCCACCCCACCCCCAGAGCGCUGCCUCGAGCUGAGCGGGUUGUUCCUGCACAGCAAGAGAAGGACAAACAGCGGCACGUGGCCCCAGCCCUGCCUGGAGCAAGGUGCACUGCUGGGGUCAGACUCACACACACGGCCUCUGUCCAGCAACAAGUGUAUUUGUCCAGCUCAAGCAAGCCUUGAGCCUCAGCAGCUCCCUGCCAGCACGGAGCAACCUUCAAUACAUGGCUCUGAGUGAAGCAAA